UGUUUUGUGACGGGGUGGAAAAUGGCGGCUGUUCGUAGACGGUAUUAACUUUAUACUAGGCGAGUAAUAACCACAGUAACAAACAGUUUUCACGUAAUUUUUUUUAGAAUGAUUAAAAUACGACUUGAGUGCAUGUUUUUCUUUAACUUGCAUAUAACAGGACGCCGUCCCAAACGCUAGCAUUAUCUGUGCACGACUUUAGUUGAUGAAGACAAGGGACCCAGUUCGAGUAUUGAGACCCUCUUUAAGGUUUUAUGUCAUUAAUAAUUGUACCGUUUCUUUUCAGUUCACCACACUGAAGUAGUAGCCUGUUUUAAAGCAGUAUUCUCCAUAUUCGCCUUUUCAUGCCCACUCGUCGCUUUUUAGACCAAACUUGCGUGAAGUCUGUUAGUGGAAGAUGUAAACACGGACCCGUUAUCGGUAGGCGCGUGUUAAGAGUUGGUCACUACUUUGUUACAACUCGCGCAAACCUCAGAGCUAGAGCUGAAAAUACUGCUUCCAGCCCACUGUUCACUAUCCAGUGAGGACAUGCGUUACUGCGUUAUUUGAAGUGAACAUUUCUCGUGAGUGUUCGUAUAAACUCUGCGUCGUUGAAUGGUGGUUUGGUUAACUCGGUGGGACACAUCUCACUCUUUGCGGCGACAAUGGAUGAUGCCAAACCUCGGUGCAGCAAAAGGCUGCGGUCUGGCACCCGGCGACGUUACCACGAUGACGGUAUUUCAGAUGAGGAGAUUGAUGGAAGGAGAAUGUUUGACUUGGAGGAGAAAGUCAGCAGCAAGAGGUUCAGCUCUGACCGGAUUAUUCGCAUGGAGGGAAAAGACUUUUCCUAUGAGUUCGUCCAGAGAGGUGGCCUGAGGGACCCACUCCUUUUUGAGAAGCCUGAUGGACUUGGGAUGAAGAUGCCAGAUCCUGACAUCAGUGUCAAUGAAGUCAAGAUGUUUGUCGGUAGUAGACGCAUGAUAGACGUGAUGGAUGUGAGCACUCAGAAGGGGACAGAGAUGUCCAUGGCCCAGUGGACACGUUACUAUGAGACCCCUCCGUCUCAGAGAGACAAGAUCUAUAAUGUUAUCAGCCUGGAGUUCAGCCACACCAAACUGGAGAACCUGGUCAAGAGACCUACCACCGUAGACCUCAUAGACUGGGUGGACAACAUGUGGCCUCGUCAUUUGAAGGAGAGACAGAGAGAUUCAACCAAUUCCAUCAAUGACAUGCAGUACCCCAAAGUACAGAAGUACUGUCUGAUGAGCGUUGAGGGCUGUUACACAGACUUUCACAUUGACUUUGGAGGGACUUCGGUUUGGUACCACAUUCUGAGAGGGACCAAGGUGUUCUGGCUGAUCCCUCCAACCUCCCAGAACCUGCAGCUCUAUGAGGAGUGGGUGCUGUCAGGAAAACAGGGAGAUCUUUUCCUGGGAGACAGAACAUCCGACUGCCAAAGGAUUGAACUGAGGCAGGGCUGCACCUUCUUCAUACCCUCAGGUUGGAUUCACGCUGUGUACACCCCUGUGGACUCUAUGGUGUUUGGAGGAAACUUCCUGCACAGCUUCAACAUCCCCAUGCAACUCAAUAUCUCUAACAUAGAAGACAGAACGCGGGUGCCGGUGAAGUUUCGUUACCCCUUCUACUAUGAGAUGUGCUGGUAUGUGCUGGAGCGCUACGUCUUCAGUCUCACCAAGACCUCCUACCUGACGCCAGAGUUUCAGAAACACUCCCUGGGCAUUGGUCUGAAGAAACCCGCUGGCCUGGGACUGGCCAGUGAGCACGUCAAAGAGGAGGAGGACGAGGAGGAGGAGGAGGAUGAGGAAGACGAGGAUGGCAGUGGUAGUGAUGAAGAAGAUUUAGGGCAACAGUCUGACAAGGACCUUAAAGUCCACAUGACUCCGUUUGAGCUGGAGGGGCUGUGGAACCUGCUGGGUAAACUGGAGUCUCUGCCCUCCAACAAAAAGUGUGUUCCAGCAGGGAUACACAACGCACCAGCACUCAUUACACACAUCAAGGCGCUGCUAAAGGAACAUGCCAAUGACAGUCCCAAACUGUCCUAUGUGGGAAAACCCAUCGUUAAGUGGCCGAAGAGGCCGUCAUGGUACCAGCCUCCUCCUCCUCCACCUCCACCUCCUCGUCCUAAACUGGCCUCCACUCCGAUCAUCCCGCGGCCUCAGAAACCAGCUUCUUCCAUGUCUGUGCUGAGGCGGCGCAGGGUCAGAUGUAAGCGCUGUGAAGCCUGUAUGAGACCAGAGUGUGGAGACUGUAACUUCUGCAGAGACAUGAAAAAGUUUGGAGGCCCAGGGAAGCUCAAGCAGACCUGUGUGCUACGGCAGUGUCUCUCUCCGGGCCUUCCUCUGUCUGCAGUGUGUGAGAUCUGCAAGGAGCCCAACCAAGAGGAAACUGGGGAACUGUCCCUCACUCUGAUGGAGUGCUCCAACUGUGCACAGAUAGUCCAUCCUGCCUGCCUCACGGUCCAAGGGGAAGGAGUGGUGAAUAAAGACCUGCCCAGCUGUUGGGAGUGUCCAAAGUGUGUCCAGGGGAUCACUGAUCCAGAGUCAUCAGGUAGUGAUGAAUCGUUGGCUGCAGGCCACCGACAGCACAUCCGCCCCCACGGCCCCCUGGUCCUCAGGCUGGGUCCCGGGCCCUCUGCUACCAUAGGGGGUCCUGUGGGCUCCCAGCAGGAUGGGGAGGUUGUCCACUGUGGUUUCUUCCCUUCUCCUCUUCCAUCCUGCUCUUCCUCCUCCUCCGCUUCACUUCUGUUGGUGGCGGCCCCUCUGCCUUCUCAGCCAAUCAGCUCGAGACUGUCAAAAGGCGACAGAGGGGACGGCCUUCCAGUGAAAAGAAAAUCCUCUUCCCUGCUAGACGCGCGUAUAGCUAAGAUUUACAGACGACAGCGACACAGCCGUGAUGGGGACGACUCUGCCAGUGAUGACGAUGAUGCAUCUCAUCGAAGAAAGAUGCUUCAUGCCCGAGCGGGGAGCCACUCCUCCAGGAAGGCGUUCGGUGCCAACAGGAGAGGCCUGCUGAGAGGAGGCUCGGCUCACAGAGGAAACAGAGGAGCUCUUGUGUCUCAAAGCUCCUCCGUCCUCAAACUGAAGCGAGGGAUGGGCAUAAGGGAGGCUGGGCGCAGGGGACGAGGCGUGAGGCUGCGGGGCGGCUCCAGCAUGCAGCGGAGGGGGGACGAGUUUGAGGAUUCGGACGACGAUGACGACGACGACGACGACGAGGACGAGGAAGAGGAGGAGGAGGAGGAGGAAGAGGAGGACAGUGAAGACGGAGACAGGGAGCGACAGCAUCGACGGCGCAGGAGGAGACACAGGACUGAUGAUGAAGAGGAUGAUGAUGAUGAAGACAGCGAGGGGCAGGAGUUCGACCCUGAGGAGGAGGAGAUGGACACUCUGGAAGACGAAGAGGAUGAAGACGUCCAGGACGAAGGGCACUGGGAUUCAGACCCAGAACCUCCGGUGCUUCUGGUGUCUGAUCUGAAUGACGACCUGCUGAGUGGCUCCUACCUGACGGUCACUCUGCAGAGCCCCCACAAGACCAAGAGACAGUCCGGCUCCAUCGUUCCAAAGCUGGAAGCAGCCAUGGGUCAGAGGAGCGCUUCAGUCAGCGGAGGAGUUCAGCAGGGCUUCAUCCAGAGAAAGACGGCUCUGUCCAAACCUUCACGGCUCAAACACGACUCCACAUCCGACAGCAUUUCCCCCAGAGGACCUGGCAGGCCUCGUCUGAGGGGUGGCCACGGGGACAAAGGCAGUAGAACCCGCUCAUCGUCAUCUUCAGAAGACGAAGCUGCUCCUGCGUCCUCCUGUCUGUCUCCCCUGUCCUUACUCAAUCUGCCGUCCUUCAAAGACGUGGGCAAUGAGAGAGAAGGGGAAAAGGAGGUGUGGGUGUCUGUGUUCAGAUACUUGACCAGAGCUGAGCUGCUGGCCUGCAUGACCGUGUGUAGGGCGUGGUAUAAGUGGAGCUGUGAUAAACGUCUGUGGAGCCACAUUGAUGUGAGUCGGUGCAGCCCGCUCAGCAACCAAGCCCUGGCAGGCAUCAUCAAACGCCACCCCACCUCGCUGGAUCUGUCCUGGACACCCCUGGCCAAGAGACAGCUCAACUGUUUGCUCACUAGGCUCCCAGGUCUUAGGGAGCUGAGGGUGACUGGUUUGUCCUGGUCCUGUCUGUCAGCGCUGGUUUCUCCCACUCUGCCACACCUGCGCCUGCUGGACUUGCGCUGGUGUGACGGCCUGAAAGACGCACAGAUUAAAGAGAUCAUCACUGUACCUGGUUUGGAGUCGUCCCGCAGCCGACUGAAGAACAUGGUGACGCUGUGUCUGUCCGGUCUGGACGUCAGUGACUCCACUCUGAGGCUCAUUCAGCGACACAUGCACCAGCUGGAAAAGCUGGACCUGGCUCACUGCAAGGACAUCACGGAUUCCUCCAUCGCACUGCUGGCGGCAGCAGGGACUCACACUCGCAACAACCUCACUGAGCUCAUUCUGGCAGGUUGCAGCGAGUUAACAGACGGCUGUCUGUCUUACCUGAAGCGUCUCUCUUCUCUGACUUUGUUGGACCUCAGAGGUUGCAGGGGCAUUAGCAGACGAGCCUGCGACAGCUUCAUUUCUGACUUGUCUCAUGUGGCUCUCUAUUGUAUGAUGGAGGAGAAGUUCAUCCAGCGCCUGGACUAACACAGUUACAGUACUGUCUAAGAGGGAAGAACCUUUGUCGUUGUUGUAUAUAUUUUUAUAUUCUCAAACCAGCUUGUCCCGGCGGCCUUAAGGUACCGUAAGUAUGAGUAUUACGUACAGAAAUGUCCCUUUGUGAUAAGUGAGGAGAAACACUGAAACUCCCACCUCUUCUCAUCCAGCAAGACAGUUUAACAGAAUAUGAGCAUAAUCGUAAAUCAACAAGUUAACUGACUUUUUUGUAAUUUCUUGUAGGUUUGCAUUUUCUACAUCUUUUGAACAUACUUUACUGUAUAAAGGGGUAUAAAGGUGUCUUUAAGUAGUAAAAAUACUGGGGGAAAAACAACCUUGUUUACUUGAACACAGUGGAUACCUGUGAUUAACAUCGUGGUAUUUUGUUUCUGAACAGUGAAUUCCACAUUUUCUUUUUUUUUUUUGUUUCACUAAGACAUGUGGUAUUAAACAGUUUGAAUACUUAAUAAAAUGUGAAUUGUUGAG
Messenger RNA from Mugil cephalus (flathead mullet), 5156 nucleotides. It is a transcript of the gene kdm2aa, whose product is annotated as lysine (K)-specific demethylase 2Aa. The transcript has 26 exons. Gene Ontology annotation, molecular function: DNA binding; protein binding; histone demethylase activity. Bases 645 to 4661 code for a protein of 1338 amino acids. Gene Ontology annotation, biological process: protein demethylation; regulation of transcription by RNA polymerase II. The record is from RefSeq and is a predicted model, not a curated record. NCBI's taxonomy places the organism in Eukaryota, Metazoa, Chordata, Actinopteri, Mugiliformes, Mugilidae.